Osmerus eperlanus (European smelt) is the source of this 18175-nucleotide messenger RNA. RefSeq names its product ankyrin-2-like. The record is from RefSeq and is a predicted model, not a curated record. Bases 767 to 16219 code for a protein of 5150 amino acids. Gene Ontology annotation, biological process: signal transduction. The transcript has 48 exons. Gene Ontology annotation, molecular function: protein binding. Lineage: Eukaryota; Metazoa; Chordata; Actinopteri; Osmeriformes; Osmeridae.
UGUUCCUGACCUUGGCUAGUUUUCAUAUUCUCCGUUUUGGAUCACCUGAAUUGCCCUGUCUGCCCGUGUACCGAUCAUUGCCUGUCCGACCAUUCUAAUUAAAUCUGCGCUCUGCGCUUGGACCCAACCCCGUCUGGUAUUCCGUACAGUAUGGUUUAGAUGAAAUAGGGAGCUCGUGUCAGUGCGGGGAGCGCACUUAUUGAUUCUGCCCUGUCAUCCUCCAUUUACUGUUGGCCCUGAAAACUCCCAGAACCAGACCAUGGUUGAAAUUGAAAAAAGAAAGGGAGGGGUGGCAGUAUAUUAUUCCCGACCAUUGGAAGUAGCCCUGCCCCAAACGUGCAUGGGAUACUUCUCGUACAGAAUCCAGUGGUGAUCUCAUCGUUCUCGUUUACUGAGGACCCGCUCUCCACAACCCCUAACUCUUACCACUGGCAACCCGUCCUCUAACGAUACCAGCUGGUGCAGAGCAGAGAAGGAGGGAGGGGAGAGAGAAAGAAAAACAGGAGCCUAAACAGUCUCCUGCGGAGAAUCAGGGGACCGCACCAAGGCGCGCUCACACACACGCCGCACAUACGGGCGCACUUCGGGACAGAAUAGGUUGACGCUCCCUCUAUAGGCUAUUUCUAUUUAAGACACUUUUGUUUAAAAGGCAGAAUGAAUAGAAGCUUCGCCGAUCCGUCUGUACUGUAAGGCCUGGAAAAGCCCACAUAGCUCUGGCUGUAGGACACUUUCAGACCAUCACGCCACCACCCGUGACCGAGACAGAAUGUCAAGGAGCCCCGGAGAAAGUAGCGGCAGGAGCGGCUCCGACAGAGACGUGAAAAUGGCCUCUUCGAACAACACAUCGCCAGAAGGAGCACCCCCGUCAGUCCACACCCGCAUACGGCAGUCGGACAGCAACACCAGCUUCCUGCGUGCGGCGAGGGCGGGGAACCUGGACAAGGUCCUGGAGCUCCUGAAGGGUGGCGUGGACAUCAGCACCUGCAACCAGAAUGGUCUCAACGCGCUGCACCUGGCAGCCAAAGAGGGGCAUGAGGACCUGGUGGAGGAGCUGCUGGAGAGAGGCGCGCCCGUUGACUCUUCCACUAAGAAAGGAAAUACUGCCCUUCACAUCGCUUCUUUAGCUGGACAAAGAGAAGUGGCCAGACUGCUGUUGAAGAGAGGGGCAGAUGUCAACGCCCAAUCACAGAAUGGUUUCACGCCUCUGUACAUGGCGGCCCAGGAGAACCACCUGGAGGUGGUGCGGUACCUGCUGGAGAACGAAGGGAACCAGAGCACUGCCACAGAGGACGGCUUCACCCCGCUGGCCAUCGCCCUCCAGCAGGGCCACAACCAGGUGGUGUCCCUGCUGCUGGAGCACGACACCAAGGGCAAGGUCCGCCUGCCGGCGCUGCACAUCGCCGCCCGCAAAGACGACACCAAGUCUGCCGCUCUGCUGCUGCAGAACGACCACAACGCCGACGUGCAGUCCAAGAUGAUGGUCAAUAGGACUACGGAGAGUGGUUUCACACCUCUGCACAUUGCUGCUCACUAUGGCAACGUGAAUGUCUCCACCCUACUGCUAAACAGAGGGGCUGCUGUGGACUUCACAGCCAGGAAUGGAAUAACCCCCUUGCAUGUGGCCUCCAAGAGAGGAAACACCAACAUGGUGGCCCUGCUGCUGGACCGAGGAGCUCAGAUUGAUGCCAAGACCAGGGACGGCCUCACCCCACUGCACUGUGCGGCCAGGAGUGGACACGACCCAGCACUGGAGCUACUGCUGGAGAGAGGAGCACCUAUGCUAGCGAGGACCAAGAACGGCUUGUCCCCGCUCCACAUGUCGGCCCAGGGCGACCACGUGGAGUGUGUGAAGCACCUGCUGCAGUACAAGGCGCCUGUUGAUGAUGUCACUCUCGACUACCUGACAGCAGUGCACGUGGCGGCCCACUGUGGACACUACCGGGUCACCAAGCUGCUGCUGGACAAGAGGGCCAACCCCAAUACGAGGGCGCUGAAUGGCUUCACCCCUCUGCAUAUUGCCUGUAAGAAGAACCGAGUGAAAGUGAUGGAGCUGCUGAUCAAGUAUGGAGCCUCCAUCCAGGCCAUUACUGAGUCGGGUCUGACGCCCAUCCAUGUAGCAGCGUUCAUGGGCCACCUCAACAUCGUCCUGCUGCUGCUGCAGAACGGAGCCUCGCCCGACGUCUGCAACAUUCGUGGAGAGACAGCCCUCCACAUGGCAGCCCGUGCAGGUCAGAUGGAGGUGGUUCGCUGUCUGCUGAGGAAUGGAGCUCUGGUAGACGCCGUGGCCAGGGAGGACCAGACCCCGCUCCAUAUCGCGUCUCGCCUGGGGAAGAUGGACAUCGUCCAGCUGCUCCUGCAGCACAUGGCCCACCCUGAUGCCUGCACCACCAACGGCUACACCCCCCUGCACAUCUCCGCCCGGGAGGGCCAGCUGGACACGGCUGCAGUGCUGCUGGAGGCUGGAGCCUCGCACUCGCUGGCCACCAAGAAAGGGUUCACCCCCCUACACGUAGCAGCCAAGUACGGGAGCCUGGAGGUAGCUAAGCUUCUGCUGCAACGCAAGGCUCUCCCUGACGAUGCUGGCAAGAGCGGCCUCACUCCUCUGCACGUCGCCACUCACUAUGACAACGAACAGGUGGCGCUGUUGCUGCUGGACAAAGGGGCGUCGCCCCACGCCACUGCCAAGAAUGGCUACACGCCUCUCCACAUCGCGGCCAAGAAGAACCAGACGAGUGUGGGCUCGUCCCUGCUGCAGUAUGGGGCGGAGACCAACGUGUUGACCAAGCAGGGCGUCACCCCGCUGCACCUGGCGUCUCAGGAGGGCCACGCAGAGAUGGCUAGCGUUCUGCUGGGCAAAGGAGCCCACGUCAACGCAGCCACCAAGAGUGGCCUGACCUCUCUUCACCUCGCUGCUCAGGAGGACAGAGUCCACGUCGCAGAAACCCUGGCUAAACAUGAUGCCAUCCUGGACCAGCAGACAAAACUGGGCUAUACCCCCCUCAUAGUCGCCUGUCACUAUGGAAAUGCCAAGAUGGUCAACUUCCUGCUGCAGCAAGGUGCUUGUGUCAAUGCCAAGACUAAAAAUGGAUACACUCCCCUCCACCAGGCAGCACAGCAGGGGAAUACGCACAUCAUCAAUGUGCUGCUGCAGCAUGGGGCCAAACCCAACGCGACCACUGUGAAUGGAAACACUGCUCUGUCCAUCGCCCGUCGUCUAGGCUACAUCUCUGUGGUGGACACCCUGAAGGUUGUCACGGAAGAGGUCAUCACCACCACAACGACGGUGACAGAGAAACACAAGAUGAACGUCCCAGAGACAAUGACAGAGAUUCUCGACGUGUCAGAUGAGGAGGGUGAGGACACGAUGACAGGGGAUGGAGGAGAGUACUUGAGGGCUGAGGACCUGCGGGAGCUGGGAGAUGACUCCCUGCCUGGACAGUACCUGGAGAGCUUCAGCUACAUGAGUCACAAUCUGGACAGCAGAUCCCACCAGACUCCAAUUCACCACCAGAGAGAAGGGGUCCUAAUAGAAGAGAUCUUCACCAGUCACCAGAUGUCGUCUCUCUCGAGGGAUAAUGACAAGGACUCGUUUCGUCUGAGCUGGGGAGCUGAGCACCUGGACAACGUGGUGUUGUCCUCCAGCCUGCUACACUCAGGCUUCCUGGUCAGCUUCAUGGUUGAUGCCAGGGGAGGGGCAAUGCGCGGUUGCCGUCACAAUGGCUUGCGCAUCAUCGUCCCGCCAAGGAAGUGCUCUGCGCCCACGCGGGUGACGUGCCGCCUGGUGAAGAGGCACCGCCUGGCAUCCAUGCCCCCCAUGGUGGAGGGAGAGGGGCUGGCCGGACGCAUCAUAGAGGUCGGACCCACUGGAGCCCAGUUCCUAGGUAAGCUCCACCUCCCCACGGCCCCGCCCCCUCUGAAUGAGGGCGAGAGCCUGGUGAGCCGCAUCCUGCAGCUGGGUCCUCCAGGGACCAAGUUCCUCGGGCCUGUGAUCGUGGAGAUCCCCCACUUUGCUGCCCUGCGGGGAACAGAGCGGGAGCUGGUCAUCCUGAGGAGCGAGACGGGGGAGAGCUGGAGGGAACACCACUGUGAACACACAGAGGAGGAGCUCAACCUCAUACUCAACGGCAUGGAUGAGGAGCUGGACUCUCCAGAGGAGCUGGAAAAGAAGAGGAUCUGCCGUAUCAUCACGCGCGAUUUCCCACAAUACUUUGCGGUGGUGUCGCGGAUCAAGCAGGAUAGCCAGCUGAUUGGUCCAGAAGGUGGGGUGCUAAGCAGUACUCUGGUGCCGCAGGUCCAGGCAGUGUUCCCCGAGGGAGCCCUCACCAAGAAGAUCAGGGUCGGACUGCAGGCCCAGCCAAUUGGUGUAGACCUCAUCAGGAAGAUCCUGGGUAAUAAGGCCACAUUCAGUCCCAUCGUCACGCUGGAACCAAGGAGGAGAAAGUUUCACAAACCAAUCACCAUGACAAUCCCCGUCCCUAAGAGCUCGGCGAACGAUGGAACGACCAGUGUGUUUGCUGGAGACACACCCACCCUGCGUUUGCUGUGCAGUAUUACAGGUGGAACCACUCCUGCCCAAUGGGAAGACAUCACAGGGUCCACACCCCUAACCUUCAUCAACCAAUGUGUGUCCUUCACCACCAACGUGUCAGCAAGGUUCUGGCUGAUCGACUGCCGGCAGUUGCAGGAGUCGGUCAGCUUCUCCACGCAGCUUUACCGGGAAAUCAUCUGUGUGCCCUACAUGGCCAAGUUUGUCAUCUUCGCCAAGACGCUGGAUCCCAUCGAGGCGCGCCUGCGCUGCUUCUGCAUGACGGACGACAAGAUGGACAAGACCCUGGAGCAGCAGGAGAACUUCACUGAGGUGGCGCGGAGCAGGGACGUGGAGGUGCUGGAAGGGAAGCCGAUUUUCGCAGACUGCUUUGGGAACCUGGUGCCUUUAACCAAGAGUGGACAGCAUCACGUUUUCAGCUUCUUCGCUUUCAAAGAAAACCGACUCGCCCUCUUCAUCAAAAUCCGGGACACGGCCCAGGAGCCUUGUGGACGCCUGUCGUUCACCAAGGAACCCCGUACCUACCGCAGUCUUACCCACAAUGCUAUCUGCAACCUCAAUAUCACGCUUCCUAUGUACUGCAAGGAGUCAGAUUCCGACCAAGACGCUGAUGAUGAGAGUGAAAAGAGUGACAAGAAAUACGAUGAAACGGAAUCGACCGAGACGUUCACCUUGCAAAGCAACCAGGUUCUAGACCCUGCUACCCUGGCGAGCCCAGACCUCCUCUCCGACGUCUCCGAUAUGAAACAUGACCUCAUUAAAAUGUCCACCAUCUUGACAUCUGACAGAGUGGAACAUGCAAGCUCCUCUGUCCAAGGGAGAAGAGAAGAGUUUAGAGGGCUGGAGGAGGAGGGGGAGGCAGGCGAGCCUUUUGAGAUCGUGGGGCAGGUGAAAGACAACCUGGAGAAGAUUGGAGAGAUUUUACGAGGAGAUGUGGUCACCGUUUACACAGUAGAAAAUCCAAGCAUGGAGGAUAGCGGGUGGGUUCUCCUGUCUCAAACUGAUGUUGUAGAGACCAAAGGCAUGACUGCUCCCGUUGUUCAGGAGCCGCUAGUACAAGAUCUCCGGAUUGAGAAGUCGUCCUCCCGGCAGACUGUAGACCUCAGAGACAUGUCAGGGAUGGUGACACACCUCAGUAUGGACAUGGCCCAGAAUGUGGAACAAAUACCAGUGCCGACUAAAAGUCGACCAGAGGAGGACAUUGUCCAAGAUGUUGCCCUGCAGAAGAAUGGGAAACACCAUCCCCCAGAAAUUAAGAAGCCCAUUAGGAGGAAGCUAAGGGACAGGGAACGUUCUGGAUGCAGCAGCUCAGAGGGUGAGCUCGAGAGGAUGAGCUCGCAGGAGUCUCUGGAUGGUGAUGUUGUUCUAGGCCAACCUGGUCCUGAAUCAACUCCAGUGGUAGAGGGUUCUCAAUGGGAGCCUGGCUCUGGACCAUCCCCAGCCAUGGAGCCACCAGUGUCACCCCGGGUGGUUGAAACCCCAAUUGGCUCAAUUAAAGAAAGGGUGAAAGCUUUGCAGAAGAAGGUCGAAGAAGAAGAGGGAGAAGAAAGGAAUAAGAAGCAUGAGCAGGUGACGGUCGCUCAGGUUAAAACCAUCGCUACCAUGAAAGAAGCAAAAGUGACCGAAAUGCCUGACCUUCCCAAAACACCCAAAUCUCCCAGGUCUCAGACAGAGAGGCUGGAAGAGACCAUGUCUGUUCGGGAGCUAAUGAAGGCAUUCCAAACAGGGCAGGACCCUUCCAAGAACAAAGCUGGGCUUUUUGAACACAAAGCCGUGACCUCUUCUGACAUAACAAUUUCAACAUUGGACUCUGAUGCUGUAGUCUCUGAUGAGACCCAAAGAGCUGAGCCCAGUGCCUACCCCUCAUCAAAGUUUCAGACUCCCACAAUCCUCUUCCCAGAAGGUAACAUCCUUCCACAUGAUGAAAAUACAAUACCAGGUGAGGUAACUAAAAGCCCAGCAAGGGCAUUCUCUGAAGAGUCAGAGAAUGAUUCUUCAAGCGUUCAACAGUCAGUUAUCACUAUAGACCAGCCUCACCCAGGCUGCGCUGAGCUUAGCUUUGAAGGAAAAACUUUAGUAAAAGUAGAAAUGAGCUCAGAUAAGAUGCUAAAGGACGAGACAGAGACUGACAGGAGGCGAUCUGAAGACUUACAGAUCAGCCCAGACAGAAGACCCUCUGAGGACUUUAGUGCUGAUAUCAAGGCUGAGCUGGAGGAGAGUCCUGAGUACCAGCUGUUCAGGCAGACCUCAUCCACAUGUGAAAAGAACCACCAACUGAACACCACUAAUAAGGAGUUCUUCGCUGGAAACCAUGGCACCCACCCUGCCGCUUACUUCAGCCAGUGUGUAAGCGAUGACGACGGUGACUUUUACUCUAAGAGUGAGUGUCAUGUGAGAGAUGUGGUUGCAAGCUCAGAGAGUCUGGAACGUGAAAGAAUAUCUUUGGGGCGUACUUCAGUCAGCAGUGUGGGUCACAGGACGUCACACUCAAGCUCAGGAGACAGUGAGAAACAUGAAGCGCAAGUAGAGAUGACCCAAACGGACCUAGACACCCCAACCUUCUCUUCUAAAGAUGAAACAGUUGAAGUAGACAAAGGUAAAGGAGAUCCAGUGAAAGAAGAUUGGCAAGUUUCUGGUGACCAAUUACAUUUUGCUGAAACUCAUGCAGGUUUUGAAGACGCCAAAGAGAUUUCUCAUAACAUUUUAGGUGAGGAGCCUGUAGCACAUGAAGUCAAGCUUGAGGGAAAGACCUCCAUUAAGGUUGCAACAGUGAAGGACAUGUCUGGCAUGGCGUCACUCCUCACUGGAGACUUGGAGCGGUAUCUGGAUGAGCUACCCGAUGUCACUUCAAGCCAACCAGAGGACGAGACUAUCGUACAGGAGAGAUUUGAACAAAUAAUACUUGCAAAGGGUCACGAACCAGAAAUUGUGACCUCUUCAGAUGUUAAGAGCAUGGAGCCUGUAUUACAGGAAGUCAAGCUUGAGAGAAAGACCUCCAUUCCAGCUACAUCAGUGAAGGACAUGUCUGGCAUGGCAUCACUCCUCACUGGAGACUUGGAGCACUACCUGGAAGAGCAGCCUGUGGUCGCUGCUUGCCAAUCAGAGGAGGACACCAUAGAACUGGAGAAGUUUGAACAGGUGUUUCUGACACGGGAUCGCAAACAAGAAACCCAGACAUUGUACACAGAUGAGGAAAACAUGUUGGAGGAAAAUAUGGAAGGAGAAUGGAAGGAUUAUGCAUUCUCUAGAGAGGAGGGACACAUGCAGACUGGUACUUAUUCAUCAAACAGUGACUCAGAGGAUCUCACAGUUCAUCUACAGAAGUCAUAUAAGACUGUUCCUACUACACAUGGCUCUGAGCAUGACACACAAAUUGCCUCAACAACCACUCUAAAGGACUGGCAUACCAGCAAGGUAAAAGAAUCACUAGAUGUCAUACACACUGACCUAGAAAACCAAGACUCCAUUUUAACAGAACAAGACUGUGCUGAAGCCAGUCAGAAGACUCCAGAGGUACAAGAAAGCAAGUCAGACAAGUCAAUUGCUGAAACUCCUGCAGAUUUUGAAGACGUUAAAGACAUUACUCAUAACAUUUUAGCUGAGGAGCCUGUAGCACAGGAAGUCAAGCUUGAGAGAAAGACCUCCAUUAAAACUACAACAGUGAAGGAGAUGUCUGGCAUGGCGUCACUCCUCACUGGAGACUUGGACCGGUAUCUGGAUGAGCAGCCCAUUGUCACUUCAAGCCAACCAGAGGACAAAAUUAUCAUACAGGAGAGAUUUGAACAAAUAAUACUUGCAAAGGGUCACAAACCAGAAAUGCUGACCUCUUCAGAUGUUAAGAGCAUUGAACCUGUAUUACAGGAAGUCACGCUUGAGAGAAAGACCUCCAUUCCAGCUACAACAGUGAAGGACAUGUCUGGCAUGGCAUCACUCCUCACUGGAGACUUGGAGCACUACCUGGAAGAGCAGCCUGUGGUCGCUGCUUGCCAACCAGAGGAGGACACCAUAGAACUGGAGAAGUUUGAACAGGUGUUUCUGACACGGGAUCGCAAACAAGAAACCCAGACAUUGUACACAGAUGAGGAAAACAUGUUGGAGGAAAAUAUGGAAGGAGAAUGGAAGGAUUAUGCAUUCUCUAGAGAGGAGGGACACAUGCAGACUGGUACUUAUUCAUCAAACAGUGACUCAGAGGAUCUCACAGUUCAUCUACAGAAGUCAUCUAAGACUGUUCCUACUACACAUGGCUCUGAGCUUGACACACAAAUUGCCUCAACAACCACUCUAAAGGACUGGUAUACCAGCGAGGUAAGAGAAUCACUAGAUGUCAUACACACUGACCUAGACAACCAGGACUCCAUUUUAACAGAACAAGACUGUGCUGAGGCCAGUCAGAAGACUCCAGAGGUACAAGAAAGCAAGUCAGACAAGUCAAUUGCUGAAACUCCUGCAGUUUUUGAAGACGUUAAAGAGAUUACUCAUAAUAUUUUAGCUGAGGAGCCUGUAGCACAGGAAGUCAAGCUUGAGAGAAAGACCUCCAUUAAAGCUACAACAGUGAAGGAGAUGUCUGGCAUGGCGUCACUCCUCACUGGAGACUUGGACCGGUAUCUGGAUGAGCAGCCCAUUGUCACUUCAAGCCAACCAGAGGACGAGACUAUCAUACAGGAGAGAUUUGAACAAAUAAUACUUGCAAAGGGUCACAAACCAGAAAUUGUGACCUCUUCAGAUGUUAAAGGCAUGGAACCUGUAUUACAGGAAGUCACGCUUGAGAGAAAGACCUCCAUUAAGGCUACAUCAGUGAAGGACAUGUCUGGCAUGGCGUCACUCCUCACUGGAGACUUGGAGCACUACCUGGAAGAGCAGCCUGUGGUCGCUGCUUGCCAACCAGAGGAGGACACCAUAGAACUGGAUAAGUUUGAACAGGUGUUUCUGACACGGGAUCGCAAACAAGAAACCCGGACAUUGUACACAGAUGAGGAAAACAUGUUGGACGAAAAUAUGGAAGGAGAAUGGAAGGAUUAUGCAUUCUCUAGAGAGGAGGGACACAUGCAGACUGGUACUUAUUCAUCAAACAGUGACUCAGAGGAUCUCACAGUUCAUCUACAGAAGUCAUCUAAGACUGUUCCUACUACACAUGGCUCUGAGCUUGACACACAAAUUGCCUCAACUACCACUCUAAAGGACUGGUAUACCAGCGAGGUAAGAGAAUCACUAGAUGUCAUACACACUGACCUAGACAACCAGGACUCCAUUUUAACAGAACAAGACUGUGCUGAGGCCAGUCAGAAGACUCCAGAGGUACAAGAAAGCAAGUCAGACAAGUCAAUUGCUGAAACUCCUGCAGUUUAUGAAGACGUUAAAGAGAUUACUCAUAAUAUUUUAGCUGAGGAGCCUGUAGCACAGGAAGUCAAGCUUGAGAGAAAGACCUCCAUUAAAGCUACAACAGUGAAGGAUAUGUCUGGCAUGGCGUCACUCCUCACUGGAGACUUGGACCGGUAUCUGGAUGAGCAGCCCAUUGUCACUUCAAGCCAACCAGAGGACGAGACUAUCAUACAGGAGAGAUUUGAACAAAUAAUACUUGCAAAGGGUCACAAACCAGAAAUUGUGACCUCUUCAGAUGUUAAAGGCAUGGAACCUGUAUUACAGGAAGUCACGCUUGAGAGAAAGACCUCCAUUAAGGCUACAUCAGUGAAGGACAUGUCUGGCAUGGCGUCACUCCUCACUGGAGACUUGGAGCACUACCUGGAAGAGCAGCCUGUGGUCGCUGCUUGCCAACCAGAGGAGGACACCAUAGAACUGGAUAAGUUUGAACAGGUGUUUCUGACACGGGAUCGCAAACAAGAAACCCGGACAUUGUACACAGAUGAGGAAAACAUGUUGGACGAAAAUAUGGAAGGAGAAUGGAAGGAUUAUGCAUUCUCUAGAGAGGAGGGACACAUGCAGACUGGUACUUAUUCAUCAAACAGUGACUCAGAGGAUCUCACAGUUCAUCUACAGAAGUCAUCUAAGACUGUUCCUACUACACAUGGCUCUGAGCUUGACACACAAAUUGCCUCAACUACCACUCUAAAGGACUGGCAUACCAGCGAGGUAAGAGAAUCACUAGAUGUCAUACACACUGACCUAGACAACCAAGACUCCAUUUUAACAGAACAAGACUGUGCUGAGGCCAGUCAGAAGACUCCAGAGGUACAAGAAAGCAAGUCAGACAAGUCAAUUGAAAGAGGGUUGGUAUACGGACCUGAUUAUUUAGGUCUUCCUAUCAAACCUUUAGACUUGGAGACUUUACACACAGUAGCCAUGGAUGACCUGGAGAGAUGUCCUUCCAACAGAGACUCCCUGGAGAAUAGUCCAAACAUAGAGGACAGGUCUUCCAAUCAAUCUCCUGAUUCUAUUGACCCAAGCCCAACUAGGGAGUCUCCCUGCCCAGACUCACUAGAAGGAAGUCCAACUGAACCAAAACUGUACACGGCACGGCACAGCUUUCAAGAAAAUUACCAAGAUACACCAAGAAAGGCAGCUGUUUAUGAGGACUAUGCCUCCCAGCUUAAAGCUUGUUAUGCCUAUGACAGAAGCGUUUAUGAGGAAGAGGGUGAUGACCAACUAGUCCAUGGUAUUGAAAUCGACGGGGGUGAAGAAGAUGAUGAGGCCGCCCAAAGGCAGAUCACACCAGAGGAGGAGAUGUUCAAAUUGGCCACCAAGAUAAAAACAUUUGAGGAAAUGUAUGAGGAAGACAAAAUCAGGAAAGGUUGUACAUUCUCAGGUGCCUCAUUUUUAUCAGAGACGGGAGAAUAUGAAAAAGGAAUGUACCCUGACAGUAUCCCAACUGACAGAGAGGCUGAAGAGGUUGACCUCAAAAAGGAAUCCAAUGCUCAUGAUGUUGAACAUUUCUCUGGAAUGCAGCGUUCAUCCCCACAUGUAGAUGAUGAAAGUAAAUGUCCAGGCUACUGUGAUACUACGUUAUUUGCGAGAGUGUCAAUAGAUUCUCAGACAGCCUGUCAGUCUAAUGAUGAUUUAAUCAAGAAGAAAGAAACAUUUGCCACAGAGGACAUGAGUGAGGAUAUCAUGGACAAUACCAAAGAGAUAGUAUACACAGAGAGGGAGGACAAACAUGAUCAGUCACAGUUAAGUGUCAGUCUGUCAGAUGAAAGGCUGUCAGACAGUGAACAGAGCUGUUCAACGAAACAUGAGAAAGUUAAUAAAGAGCAAGGGGACUCAGAAGUUGCAUGUAAACCAGAAAUGUGCACAGAUGAACACAGAAGAGAGGGUGCUGAUGGAGAAGAAGCCAUAUUAGAGAUGCAGUCAGAUGCAAUGGCGGUUCGUGGAGAAUUAGUGCCUUGGAGCUCUUUGACUGAUUGCACUGAGGAGGAGGAUGAUGAAGCAUUCAAUGCUCGUGUGGAGGCGGAGGAACAGAGGAUUCUGGGAAUUGCGGCGGAGCUGAGAACCCCUGACACCACACCAGGCCGGACACCAACUGAAGAGGGAACCCCAAGCCCUUUUCAGUUCCAAGAAGGGAAGCUCUUCGAGAUGACAAGAGGGGGUGCCAUUGACAUGACUAGGAGAAGCUGUGAGGAAGGGGAAGGGUUUGAGUUUUUCCACAUAGGCGAUCACCCCGUAGAUGUGAUUGCGGGGGAAGACACUAGAGUGGGACAAACCAAAGAUCUCUCUGAGUCACCUCUUCCAAGCACACCUUUGGCUGUGGAGUCAACUUCACCACCGGCUGAGGUUGCGCACAUCAAAAUCCCCGUCCCCAUGCCUAGAGGCCUGUGUAGAACAGAGCCAUCCGAUUCUGCUGAUGUACCAGCAAGUGGACACCCACUGCUGAAAGCAGGCAUGACAAGUUCUACUGACUCUCAUUUAGGUUCUCCAGACCGCUACAUCUGUGACCCUCACAAAGACAUAACGAGCCCCACAGAACUGGAGUUUGGUUAUUUAGACUCCACCAUAGCCGACCUUCAAACCGCUACAUCCACUGUCACCCGCUCUGUGUACUCAGACCAGACCCUGGAUUCCUCCGAAUCAUCCCCGGAGGAUGAAGAAGAAGAGGAGGAGGAGGAUCUGUGCUCAGUUAUCGAGGUGCCCACUGCAACUGAAGUCAAGGUGUCACCCUCUAGUGUGUCAGCAGCCUCUGACAUCUCUGCAGAUUUUCAGGAGUCGCCUCCGCCGGUGUCGUCGAAUCAGCAUAGUACAGCUAAGGAGGCUGGAAAAUUCAAAUCAAAGAUACCUUUAAAAACGGGUUCAAUGAAAUACACCCAGGAGAAAUCCUUAGACCAGGAGCGCAGGACUAGAUCAGAGGCUGAUGUUAAGACUUGUAAAGAUGUGGGCAAAGACAGUAGGAGUCUUUCUGACCGGGAUAACCCCUGUGCUAAAUCAACACCUCUCCCCUCCCGACUUCCUAUCAAACAGAAACAAAAUGCUUGCUUUUCCUCUCAAGCUGACGGGGACCAGCUCUCUGACGUUCCAGAGCCUUCUGUCAGAUCGUCCGUGUACACAGAGGAUGUCAGUAGUGCUGAUCCCAAGAGUCCAGAUUCUGUUAUCUUCAAAUACGACAGUCCGGUCUCUUUUAGUUCUGAUCCCAAAACUAGGCUCCCUCUGGGGGCACGACCCUCAUCUGUGACAGAGGACGUCUUUGAGUCGAGACCCAUCUGGGACGACACAGUGGAAACUCAGAUGCAGCGAAUCGUCGACGACCAAACUCCAGAGCAACAUCAAGUGGAUUGGCAGGAUGAUGCGGACAGGAAAGAGGAGACUCUGGCUAUCAUUGCCGACCUGCUUGGCUUCAGCUGGACAGAGCUGGCCCGGGAACUGGAGUUCAGUGAGGAUGAGAUGCAGCAGGUAAGGACGGAGAACCCCAACUCCCUCCAGGAGCAGAGCCAGGCCCUGCUGCAGCGCUGGGCCCAGAGGGAGGGCAAGCACGCCACCGAGGAUGGCCUGAUAAAAAGACUGACCAAGAUCAACCGUAUGGAUAUAGUCCACCUCAUUGAGACACAGAUGAACAAAUCUGUCCAGGAGCAGACUUCUAGAACCUAUGCAGAGAUAGAGAAGACACUGGAUCACAGUGAAGUGUCAGUCGCCCUCUCCUUAGUGCAGGAAGAUGUAGACAGCCCCAGACUGGUGCGGAUGGUGGAGUCAGACCGCAGGCCGCCCCCUGCCGUCUCUGAGGAAGACCUAUCAGUGGCCUCCCUCUUGGACAUUCCUUCCUGGUCGGAGCCUAUGGGGCACACCCACUCUGAGAGCAUGCACUGUGAUCUACUGGAGGAGCUUGAGAUUCCACAUGAACUGAACCCCAAUGUCUGGACGUCGGAGGACGUCAUGACACAAGAGUCAAAGGCCGAUGACAACAUAGAUGAGCAAGUCCCCACAGAUUAUCCAAUGAAGGACCUGUCAGAGUCUUCAGAACAUGAACAUGUGGUUUUAGAACACAGUACAACAGAUGAAAUUCCAUCUCUGUCUCUCAAACCAAGGAACAUUCUCCCAUCAGAAACUCUAGAACUAAGUGAUUAUAGUCACGAGCCUUCUCCUUUAACUGUUGAGGGUAGCAGUUUAUCACCGGAAGGACAUAGAAAACCAUCUAAACAGAGCAGAGACUCCUCCACCUCUUCAUCACCAUCACACACCCCUGUCAUACCUGAUCUACUCAGUCAUAUGUCCCAGGACAGCUCGGAUCUGGGAGAGGAUCUUCAAACAUCUGAGUCUGUAUCCCCUAAACUUGACCAGCUUUUGUCAGAACUUGAAGACAUAAAGUCAAAGUUUAGACCAGAGACACUGUUGGCCAUAGACCCACUGGUCUCAGAAUCCAGUGAGGACAGUCCAGAAAUUCUACAACCCUAUAUUGAGUUUAAGGACCUCUCCCCAGAAGAUGACAGACAGUUCUGUGAGGAUGAGGCCUCAAUAUAUCUUGCAGAAACACCAACCGAGGAAGAACUGGUGACAUUAGGAGAUCCAUCCCAAACUCAUCCAACUGAACCUCAGGUUUUCAGAAUAACUCCCGAUCUGAUAAAAACCUCAACAGAACCAACUCAAGUCUUGUCCGAUUCUGUUUAUUUCAGUGAUUUGAGUCCUUUGGCCUCUAUGCUCACUCACAGAGCAGUAAGUUGUGAUAUAAGCGGUUCCAGUGCUGACACAACAAUUAAUUCUAGAUCAGAUAGAAAUCCAGAAUCUUCUGAAAAUUGGUGUGAGGCUCAAGAAAUGUGUUCAGAAUUCAGCGUUCAGACUCAAGAGUUCCAGACUCUCAGACAUGAUGUACCUACAGGUGACGCAUAUUCAGAUCUUUUGACUGAUUCUUCAUCUAUAGAUGAACUUACAGUCCCUGAACACAAGCAUGAAGUAUUUGAAGAUGAAUAUAUCAAACCAGUAUCAGUUGAAAAGAGCAACAUUGAGCAAUGUCAAGUAAUUAAUGAAGUUGAGGAUUCAACUGAUGACCAAAGCAAUGUUGGAAGUUAUAAUUCCACACAGAGAACCCAAGAACUUUCAAUUCUUAGAAAUAAGACUUCACCCGAGACCAACCAGUAUCAAGAACCUUUCCCCAAGCCUGUGUCUGUUACAGCAGAGGCAGUAACAGACUACCGACUUUUCAACUUUGAGGAACUGACUCCGUUUUCAAGUCCUAAUUGUGAUAAUACUUCAUCAAAGGAAGUCAAGGUUAAAGUCAACUCAGAGUGGACAUCUAGUGAUUCAACGACCCCAGUGGACAUGGACUCCCCUUCCACUCAGACAAGUUCAGCCAAACCUGGAGUGCAGACUUUAUCAACCCAGGAUGAAGAGCUCUCUGUGGAGUUCAGUGUUUCACCCGAAAACAAUGAGGCAUACGCCUCACCCGCUAAUCAAUACAAACCUAAGCCUCCAAUGUACGUUAACAUUGUGCAAGGUAGUAUGCACAAAGAAGACUCAGAUACCGAGUCUUACUUUGACUGCAAACAGGCCUUUUCAGACUUCUCAGAAAAUGAGCCGGAUGAACCUAAGAAGCGAUCUAAUCUAAGCCAGGCAGCCAGCCAGCCAGGCCGUCUUUGUGGCCAAGAGCGAAAACAGCCCAAAGGGACGGUCCGCUUUUCACUCAGCAGGCCAGAGUGUGGCGCCCUACUGUCCUCCGGGAGUGAGGAUUUUGAAGAUGUCCAAGAACCUCCAGAUGAACCAAGCAAGGUCACCCAGGAACUGUCCCACACAGAGGAGUCUUUCUUUGAAGCAUCUCAGGAGCUUCCUGUGGGACAGACACCAUUUUGUGAUGAAGAGGAUUCUAUGUGGAGGGCAGAUGAGAUGCCAGAUCUUCCCUCUCAGACGGUUACUGAAGAACAUUACACAGAUGAACAUGGACACAUGGUGGUGAAGAAGGUGACCAGGAAGAUCAUUCGUAAGUGUGUGUCUGCAGACGGUAUGGAGCAAGAAGAGGUGACAGUGGAGGGAUCUCCCCAGGGGUCUGUCAGCGUAGCGGAGGGAGACAGCUACUCCAGGGUGGUGAAGAGGACUGUGCUGAGGAGCGAAGGAGAUCACACAGAGGUGACCUUCACUGACGGGGUGCCAGGAUCAGGGGAGGAGCUUCUUGGAGGUCAUAAGGUCAGCCGGGUCGAGCAGACAUCCGUGGUGGAAGGCGAGAGAAGGGAGACACACCACGGUGACCCCUCACUGACCUCUGACCUUCCCUCGGCCCACGAGGACUUCUCAAUGGGCCCGGAUGCGUAAGGGGCGCACCCAGAGGCGGACAGUAGUGAGGGGAGCUGGGCGAAGCCAGGUCCUCCUGGAGCGCCUGGAUGAUGUUCAAGAGGGUUCACGACCUCAUGACCUUCAGCAGCACCUCCAUCAGCUCAUCCAUAGCUACUGCAAAGAAGAGGGUGAGGAGAAGGAGAGGAAGGAUUAACAGGCUUUCAGCUCUCACCCUCCACUUCUCGUCUCGCCCCUGACGCCCCAUCAGACACGUUUCCACCAAUCCUAUGCAUCAAGCACAUGCAAUCCCAGAAUGCACCUUGGCACCUCACCCCUACCACAGUCUUCCUGUUUUAGUUACAGAUGCCCAUCUGCCCAACAAUCAGAGACAGUUUUCUUUGCAGUGUUUUCCCUGCUUGGUUUUAUUUUCUCAUAAUGUUUCUCAUAACUGUUUUCUUGUAACCUUUUUGUGACCAAAGAGAGUUGCCUGUUGGUUCCUGGUUUUCCGGAGUUUCACUGUCCAUUUAAUUUGCCGUUUGUCUUUUGAGUUUUGAGUCUUGAAGCUGUGGUAAAACGACGACAAAAAAACUAACAAAUGAGAAAAGAAUCCAGACGACUCCUAUACAAACCUCCAACUGAAGAACACAGAGAAUCCUUUCAGCUGGCGUUAGGUGCUGGAGUAAAGAACAACCUGUCACACUGCACUGCCUAUCUCUCAUUCUAGAUAAACCCCCUCACCCAGAAUUACAGUAUAUCACUACUGACACAUUUAGCUCUUUUAGCUCAAAAUUACUGUAUAAAGGAAAAUGUUGCAGACUUUAUUGACACUAACUCCAUACUAUCUGCUGCUGACGUGCUUAAUGUAUGUGUUAUUUCUGUCUUUGGAAAAGUAUCUAUAUAAUCUGUGCAUUUUUAAAUGAUUGGCAACCCUGGUAAUCUAGGCAUCAUUAAUCAACCAUGUGAACUAGAGCAGGCAUGACUAGUCAGUCACUAUGAUCAUAGCUACAGCAAGACAGCUGUCUAGUAGUUAACCACCCCAGCCUUUUUCAUAUUUUUUCUUUCUCUAGCCUGUCUCUCUUGUUCACUUCCCUGGAGUGCUAGAAGUGUUGAACCUAUUGGUUUCAUCCGGACUGUUGUUUGAUGUGCAAGUGGGUUUGUGCAUGUGUGUGUGCCUGGGUUGUGUGUAUGAUGAUAGUCAACAAGUUAUUAAGAGAUAAUGGGUGAGAGAAGGUCUAAGAAGCAUUGAUUGGGUUUGUAUUUGUUAUGUUUUAUUUUGGUUUCUAUUUUAUAGUGUGAGAAGUUAGUGUUCUGAUUUGUGUGUGUGUUUCUAUUAUUUGAAAAGUUGGAGACAGAUUGUCUGACAUUGUGUUGUUGUUGUAUUUCAGGUGAAUCCUCUAAGUUUGAACUAAUUUAUGAAUGUACCUAGUUAGUGUGGGACCAGGUGUAGUUGGAUCUGUGUAUUGUUGAUUUGAUUUGAGCGAUGAAAACAACUUUAUUUCACACAAUCAUGUUGAACUCAACUGAAUGUCAGGAGGAGGCACCUCCACGCCUUGGGCACAGGAAGUGGCGUAAGAAGCAGCAGGAAGUAGAGGAGGCAGCAGCAUUUCUCAACCAAUGAAUUUUGGCAGGACACUGGAUAGAGACUCACCUGGCACAGGUGUGACAUGGCACGUUGAAAGUUUGUAUACAGCCUCAUUCACAGCUCUGGGUUAGCUACUGUGUGUAUCUACGACAUAUAAUGUAUUACUUUCACUAUCACUGUUUACUUUUGAGAGAAAUUACAAAAAAAGUGAAAAUGCAAAACUAGUGGAAGUUCACUGUGACAAGUAGGCUUUUCAUUUGAAGAAAUCAGCAUCCAGUUUAUGUGGUGAUGACAGUUAUAUACAUAUUCUAUUAUACAUAUAUACAUAUCUAUGAGGGCAUGUCAGUUUACUGGAAAUAAUUUAAAAAAGAACAUGACUGAUAGAUAAAUAAAAAUACAAGUGUAAAACCAAA